This is a messenger RNA of Tachysurus vachellii, 6831 nucleotides long. RefSeq names its product dual specificity phosphatase 16 (gene dusp16). Gene Ontology annotation, cellular component: nucleus; cytoplasm. Gene Ontology annotation, molecular function: protein tyrosine/threonine phosphatase activity; MAP kinase tyrosine/serine/threonine phosphatase activity. Gene Ontology annotation, biological process: protein dephosphorylation; negative regulation of MAPK cascade. The transcript is spliced from 7 exons. The record is from RefSeq and is a predicted model, not a curated record. Bases 977 to 2977 code for a protein of 666 amino acids. NCBI's taxonomy places the organism in Eukaryota, Metazoa, Chordata, Actinopteri, Siluriformes, Bagridae.
GACUGAAGCAGGGCAGUAAUUUUCUACCUCCUUUACCAGCGUCCCACCGACCGAGAGUGUUAAUUCUGUCAAUAUCGAAAGUAUUUUUUGUGGUGAAAGCCGGUGUGUAUUUUGAGGAAGUGCCUUUAGUCGGUGUGUGUGCUCUUUAAGGCCGCUCACUCAGUGGGUCUGGUCUGAAGUGACGCCAUCUCUGUAUUUUUAUCACCAUGACCUCAUCAUCUCUCUCACGGAGUUCAGUCACCAGUCAAACUUUAUUCAACUUCUUUUUACACGGGAAAUGCCUUUAUUCGCUCUUUUCUCUCAUACUGUAUUCGGCGUCGAAGAAGAUAAGUGAGACUGGGGUUUAGUGAGAGGACGUGGAUCAUAAAAUGUGCUCAUUUUCACUUGUUUCUCUUUAACGCCUAAUAACCACUUGAGCAUGAAGACGAGAAGCAAGGAGAUGAUGUAAUGGCACUGUGACCCAGGAGAAAAGCCCUCUUUUGUGUCCUUCGUGCAAUGGUGUGAAGAGAGAGAGAAAAAAAAAAAAAAGAAGCACACCCUCCUCCUCUUUCCCUUCCCAGGCAAACCCCCCAAAACACAGCCGAGUCUGCUGGAAGUGGGCCGAAGUGAUCUUACUGCUUGGCAAACACGGACCCCAUUACCACAUCCAUACUCUCUCAGACAUGCACACAUACGUGUAGUGCAUAGAGAGGACAGUGUGGAGGUGUUUAUUUUUUUUUAUUUAUUUAUGUUUUUUAUUCCCCCCUUAGUACAUUAAGAAAAACCUCCCUCCAAUUUUUUUUUUCUACUCCUCUUUUCCUUUCUGUUUCUUGCUUUCGCUUUUUUUUUUUUUUUCUUUUUCUUCUUCAAACUCACCAGCCAAACACUAAAAGGAUGACAUCAUCGGCUGCCACCACAAUGGGGUCGUUCUUCUGCUGAAGGCCCUCGCAGGCCACGUCAUUGCACCACAGGAAGAGAGGAGGUAACAGUCAGACGGAUGGAUCGAGAGGUCAUGGAUAUGGUAGAGCAUGCUGGGACGGGAGCUCCGGCCUCAGUGAGACUCAUCGGCCCCGAAGGCCUCGUAGCCUUGCUGGAGGGUGGACUGGACCGAGUGCUUCUGAUCGACAGCAGGCCCUUUGUGGAUUAUAACACCUCCCACAUCCUAGAGGCGGUUAACGUCAACUGCUCCAAGCUGAUGAAGAGGAGGCUGCAGCAGGACAAGGUGCAGAUCGCAGAGCUUCUGCAGCAUUCGGCAAAAAAGAAGUUGGAGCUGCAGAAUCAAGAAGUGGUGGUCUACGACCAGAGCUCUUCCAACCCUUCCUCCCUGUCAUCAGAGGCCUUCCUCAGCGUCCUAUUGGCCAAACUGGAGAGGAGUUUCCCGUCCGUCCACCUGCUCUCAGGUGGAUUUGUGGAGUUCUCAAACCUCUUCCCGGGUCUGUGUGAGGGAAAGUGUAUGCUGGUGCCCUCCUGUAUCUCACAGCCGUGUCUUCCGCUCAACAGCAGCGGUCCUACACGCAUCCUGCCUCAUCUGUAUCUGGGCUGCCAGAGAGACGUCCUCAAUAGGGAUCUGAUGCAGCAGAACGACAUAGCGUACGUCCUCAAUGCCAGUAACACCUGUCCCAAACCUGACUUCAUUCCCGACUCGCAUUUUCUUCGUGUUCCUGUCAACGACAGCUUUUGUGAGAAGAUCCUGCCAUGGCUGGACAAAUCUGUGGAGUUCAUAGAAAAAGCGAAAGCAUGUAAUGCCAGAGUUCUAGUACAUUGCCUGGCUGGAAUUUCCCGAUCGGCCACCAUUGCCAUUGCUUACAUCAUGAAGAGGAUGGACAUGUCCUUAGAUGAGGCAUACAGGUUUGUGAAGGAGAAGAGGCCGACCAUCUCGCCCAACUUUAACUUCCUGGGCCAACUACUGGAUUUUGAGAAGAAAAUCAAGAGCCCUAGCGAAAUGGCAGCUAAGGGUAAAACAACGCAUGUGGAACUGGCCAUCAAGACAAGCCCUGGCCAAGAGAAUGAGUUUUGUGUCCCGUGCUCGUCCGGGGUAGAGAGAUCUGCCCUGACUCCACUAGAGCCUCUGACACUGCCCUGUGUACUGGCUGGUGUUCCUGAGGAGCAGCUUCUGGCUCAGGCUCUGUGCAGUCUGCAGCUGAGUGAAGAAAUGGAGGAGAGCAUGCGCUUGAAACGCUCCUUCUCCCUAGACAUCAAGUCGUACGGAGAGCCGAGCGUCGGAGCUCCUUUACGCACGUUUGGCAGUGGAGAUAAUCCAGACUACUACAAACCAUCCUCGUUUAAAGAUCCGUCGGUUAAGCCUUGUCAGUUCUCCCCUGUGGAGGAGGUCUCAGAGCAGUCGACUCCCGAACAGAGUCCGGACAAGGAGCAAGCUGAAGGUCCCUCAACUAGCAGUAACAAGUCUGUAAACUCUGCCAAAUCCAGUCACCCCAGCAACCCUAACCAAUCCACUAAGCCCCAGUCUACAUCCUUGAAACCCCCUCCACCACCUGCCUGCCCCCAGCCACUUCAGAGGAGCGGUAGCAUGGAGGAAACUGCAAGUGCUGCCAGCUUUCUGCUCGGUCUCUCGCGCUCACAGCAGCAGUUGGCCAAAACUGGGUUAGGCGCUCUAAAAGGGUGGCACUCCGACAUCCUUCUGGCGCCCGUCACCGGGGGCUGGUACCUCUCGUCUGAAUCAGCUCGCUUUUACUCCACCUCGGCCAUUUUCAGCAGUGGGGGCAGCGGAGGAGCUUCGCAGAGCAGUUUCACAGCGACGUACAGCUGCAGUCAGGGUUUGGAGGCAGUAAGGAGACGCAGCAGACAGAGGAGCAGUGAAGGUGGAGACUCACGCCGCAGCUGGCACGAAGAGAGCAGCUUCGAGAAGCAACUAAAGCGGCGUAGCUGCCAGAUGGAAUUUGGCGAUGGCAUGACCGAGAGCCGCUCCAGAGAUGACCUGGGGAAAGUAGGCAGCCAGUCCAGCUUCUCUGGGAGUAUGGAGGUCAUCGAGGUGUCCUGAAAGAAAAAAAAAUUGAAUGUUGCUCUUAAACUGAAUAAUGACUUUUUGUAAGAAGGAUUUUGUGGAUUCUUUCUCAGCACAAAAUUUUUAUCAAGUGCUUCAUAGGCUUUUCCCCACUGACCAAGAAUAUUUUUGUAUUCAUCUAGCUGAAUCUUGCAGGUAAUAAUGUUCACUGAAUGCAGCUCCCUUUCGUCGAUUGUCCGAGAGUGGACACAAACACUUUCAGUUGAUCAUGAUAUAGAUAUAUGUUUGUUUAUAUUGUAGUUUUGUUUUAGCUGAGCCUGUUUAUUGUCUUUGGAUCAGUAUUGAUUAUUUACCAUUUUCCAAUGAUGUGAUUGAUCCAAUAUGUUUGUCUGACUCCAGUACUGAAUCUUGAGCCUGAAACCGAAGCACGAAUGAAGCUGAAGAGUGAAGAUUUUUCUGCAUGCUCUGACAAAGGGUGUCUACGUAGCGACUAUACAGUACCUCACAAAUCCAAAUUAAGGGCUUUGCUCUCUCUCUCUCUCUCUCUCUCUCUCUCUCUCUCUCUCUCUCUCUCUCUCUCUCUCUCUCUCUCUCUCUCGCUUUUAUUUUUGCCUCUUUUUUUUUUGCCUUUACUCAUAUGUGUAGCUUUUAAUAGUUAAAAUCUCAGGUCUUAUAUUGAGCAGCAGGAAAAGACAUUUAUUUAAAAAAAAAAAAAAAAAAAAAUCCCUUUUGCUUUGAAUUCAAGCGUUAAAAUGUAAACGACUGUAACGAGAUUUUUUUCUCUUAUGUGGGAUGAUCCACAAUUAAAAGUGUUCGGUAGCCGAAUGACGUGUGGGACUGAAGUUAAGAUGAAGAUCAGGUAUUAGAGGUAGAGUGGAGCUGAAAAGGCCAGCUGUUAUGGCUUGCUGUGUAAAUGGUGGGUUGUUUAAGCAAGUGCUGGGGAAGAGGAAGUCUUGUUUAAAAGGUGCAACUCGAUCUUGCUUGAGAUCAGAGUGGAUUAUUGUCUUGUCAAACAUCUUUUCGAUGGAAAAUAAACACCUUUUCAAGUCAAAGCUAAUCUGCAGUGGAAAACAUCACACCACGUUGGUUACAUAAUGAUCGGAAAUUAUGAAACAGUCGUCGCUUGGCAUCAUGUUUAUGGCAUUCGUUCUCAGUCUGUUACACUGCAGAAGGAGCUUAUGACAGAGAGCCAAAGCUACAGAUUUGUACUGUCAAUUCAGUUAGUAACACAAAGCACAUGAAUUCAGAAAAAGACUCCAACACACAACCAUCACGGGCUGUAAAUUCAUCUGUGAAUCUGGUUUAGCAUUAAAAUUUACAUCAUUUGGCAGACGUUCUUAUCCAGAGCGACUUACAUUAUCUCAUAUUUAAUAUACAUAACUGAGCAAUUGCAGGUUAAGGGCCUUGCUCAGGGGCCCAGCAGUGGCAGCUUGGUGGACCUGGGAUCGAACUCACAACCUUCUGAUGGGUAGCCCAACACCUUAACCACUAGGCCACCACACACCCGCAUACAGCACAAGCUCCUCCCACAACUAAUAAACAAGAUUCACUAGAAACACUGUGGACACGAAUGUGAUUAACGUCUUCAGUCAGGAAAAUGUUCAGUCUGAUUAAAUUAAAUUUGAAUAUAUUUAAAUCUACAUCAGUGUAAAAGAAUCUCUCAGAUUACAUACUGCACGUGAUCCGACCUCAGUCCUGCUUUCGAUUAAACACCAUAUUGUGUGUUUGUGGGUCAUGCAGUUGGUUGAAACAUCUGCUUAUCACAUGCACCUUAAACUCAAGUACCUUUUAGUGGAGUUGGGUCAUAUGUUUAGUUUUCAAAAAGCAUCAUUACAACACGUUCCUGGUUAAACGGAUGAGUGAAUGUCCCAUUGAACACCGGUUAUUCUACCAGUUAAGAUCAGAUGCUUUUGCAAAACUAAUAUACAGAAAAGUAUGUGCAGACCUGACUAUCACACCGCUACAUGGUUCUGUCUCUGUAUGCUGUAACAUUACAAUUUUCCCUUUGCUGUAACUAUGAGACUCAGACACUGUUCCAGCACGACGAUGUCCCUGUACACUAAGCCCCUGAGCUCCAUGAUGACAUGGUGUGUUAAUGAUGGAGUGGAAGAACUGGAGUGUCCUACACAGAGCCCUGACUCUGACUCAACCCCACUGAACACCUUUGAGGAUGAACUGGAACACCGACUGAACCCCAGACCUCCUCACUCACACCAUCAGUGUCUGAUCUCACUAAUGCUCCUGUAUCUGAAUGAUCACUAAUCCCCACAGACACACUCCAACAUCAGUGUCUGAUCUCACUAAUGCUCCUGUAUCUGAAUGAUCACUAAUCCCCACAGACACACUCCAACAUCAGUGUCUGAUCUCACUAAUGCUCCUGUAUCUGAAUAAUCACUAAUCCCCACAGACACACUCCAACAUCAGUGUCUGAUCUCACUAAUGCUCCUGUAGCUGAAUGAUCACUAAUCCCCACAGACACACUCCAACAUCAGUGUCUGAUCUCACUAAUGCUCCUGUAUCUGAAUGAUCACUAAUCCCCACAGACACACUCCAACAUCAGUGUCUGAUCUCACUAAUGCUCUGUAACUGAAUGAUCACUAAUCCCCACAGACACACUCCAACAUCAGUGUCUGAUCUCACUAAUGCUCUGUAACUGAAUGAUCACUAAUCCCCACAGACACACUCCAACAUCAGUGUCUGAUCUCACUAAUGCUCCUGUAUCUGAAUAAUCACUAAUCCCCACAGACACACUCCAACAUCAGUGUCUGAUCUCAUUAAUGCUCCUGUAUCUGAAUAAUCACUAAUCCCCACAGACACACUCCAACAUCAGUGUCUGAUCUCACUAAUGCUCCUGUAGCUGAAUGAUCACUAAUCCCAACAACUGUGAUGGUCAGGUGUCCUUAUACUUUUAGCUGUAUAGUGUGUAAUGCAAACAUUAGUUUGACUCUAAGACCAUCAUCAUCAUCAUCAUCAUCAUCAUCACUACUACCACAGUGGUGGACCACAGCUGAAUAGUAAACCUUCCUUAAUUAAACAGAAAUUUGAAUACUUUCCGGUUACAUUUAAUACUGGAUAAUGAUGGAUAACAUGAUGAGCCAGGACAUUCUUCGUUAAACCAUUAAACCUUUUACUGAUCCUGAAUCUCAUCCUGCUCUCACAAACUCCAAAACACGGUCCUGCCUGAUCGUUACCACCCAAACACAGAAAAUAUCUCUGCGUUGCUAACCAGCAUUUCUACCCAGGAACGUUUCCAGGACAGUGCCAUCUACACCUCUUUAUAAACUCAGUAAUGAGCUAACAACCUUGCAGCUCAGAACGGUUGGAUUGUCACGUUCAUUACUCCUGGUGGUGUGUUUUUUUCCAUGACACAGAAAGCAGUGGCUUAUUCCAAUUUGAAUGCGUCCCUAUAACUGUGAAGAUGAUACUUCUGUAAAUAAGUGCGUUCUUAGACAACAAUCAGUAAUAAAUAAUGUUUAUAAUGCUCCAGAAUCAGCAGGUUUGAACUAUUUAGCCACUUUAACCAGGAGAAGUGUUUGACCUUCUACAUCAUCUUUAAAAAAAAAAAAGACUUAAUGUCACAUUCAAGAUGUACAGCGAGUCUCAAAGCCAGGCCAAAUGAAAUUUCCUGUAGGGAAAUCUUUAUGGCCAAAUGACAGUAUAUAAUGUUUUUUUUUUCCUAACUGAAUGUGUUCUGAUGGUGCAUACAUAACAGAGAACGGUAGAGAAGAUUCUACAAGUGUGUGAAGCGUGUGAAUGUCCUGUGGAGGUUGAUUCGGCCUUGAGAGUAUGAUGUGCCUUUUCCUUUCAGUGUAUGCAGUUCUUUGAUGUUGAUGUUGGUGGUUAUUCAGUUGUAUGUUUGACGGUUGAAAUAAACCUAAACUGGUACUCAA